GUUGGGGAGUUCUGGCAACCCACCUCAAGGUUUCAGCUGCAUCACGCAGGUCUGGUCAUACAUACUCCGGCGUGUUGCAUCUACUCUACUAUCAGGUAUCUUCAACAGUCAUGGCUGAUGAGGGAUAUGUCGUGCGUAUCAGGGGUCUCCCAUGGUCCUGCUCAGUGGAUGAAGUACAGAGGUUUUUCUCAGAGAGCAAAAUCAUCAGCAGUGGAACUGCCAUCCAUUUCACCUACACAAGAGAGGGGCGUCCCAGUGGAGAGGCCUUUGUGGAGAUGGAAACAGAGGAGGACUUGAAGAUUGCUGUGAAAAAGGACAGAGAAACGAUGGGCCACAGAUAUGUAGAAGUUUUUAAAUCCAACAAUGUCGAGAUGGACUGGGUCAUGAAGCACACGGGUCCAAACUGUCCAGAAACAGCAGGAGAUGGGCUCGUCCGGCUCCGAGGCCUUCCCUUUGGUUGCAGCAAGGAGGAGAUUGUUCAGUUUUUCUCAGGGUUGGAAAUCGUGCCAAAUGGGAUAACAUUGCCGGUGGACAUCCAGGGGAGGAGUACGGGGGAGGCCUUCGUGCAGUUUGCUUCACAGGAUAUAGCUGAAAAGGCUCUAAAGAAACACAAGGAAAGAAUAGGGCACAGGUACAUUGAGAUCUUCAAGAGUAGUCGCGCUGAGGUGCGGACCCACUACGAACCCCAACGGAAGCCCAUGGGCAUGCAGAGACCCGGCCCCUAUGACCGGCCCUCUGGUGGUCGCGGCUACAACAUGAUGGGCCGAGGGGGAUCCUAUGACAGAGUUCGUCGCGGAGGUUAUGGAGGAGGUGUGUCUGAUGGACGGUAUGGCGAUGGCGGCUCUUCCUUCCAGAGCACAACAGGCCACUGUGUCCACAUGAGGGGCCUUCCAUACAGAGCCUCAGAGACAGACAUCUACAAUUUUUUCUCGCCAUUGAAUCCAGUGCGGGUCCACAUCGAGAUUGGUCCAGACGGCAGGGUAACCGGGGAGGCAGAUGUAGAGUUUGCAACACACGAGGAUGCAGUGGCAGCCAUGUCCAAAGACAAAGCUAACAUGCAACACCGCUAUGUCGAGCUGUUCUUGAACUCAACAGCAGGUGGCAGUAACGGCGCCUACAGCAGCCAGAUGAUGGGUGGCAUGGGGAACCAGUCGUCAUACAGCGGGGGCCAGCUGAGCUCGGGGUAUUCUGGUGGAUACAGCAGCCAGGGGAAUAUGGGCGGCUACAGUGACUACAUUAGGUAACCAGGGCGGAAUGGGAAGCAGUUACUACGGCGGCGGCGGUGGAGGAGGAGGAAGCAGAGGCUCUAUGAAUGGAAUCAGUGGGGGAUGGGGAAUGUAGUUUUUUUUGUUCCUCCUUAAUAUGACGUGUUUUUUUAAGUCAGCAUUUUGCUGGAAGGACUGGAAAGGCAAGUCUCACCUAGUUAACAUAGGGUAGGAUCAGGUGAGGUUUUUUUCAAAAUAUCAAGGGAGGGGGUAGGGUUUGUAUUUCUUUUUUUUAAGUGGAUGAUCUUCAGCAAGAAUUGAGAUCAUCUGUUGUCAGAGAGAAGCGUUGUUUGUCUUCCCCAUUCCCAACAGUUUUGACACAUCACAGAAACCGUGCUUUAAAUUUUACAUUACCAUGAAGUGUGUCGUUUGUGUUGCCAUUACCAUCAGAACCCUGUCUGUUCCCCAUGUUAACUCAUCCUGCGCCGGUGGUGUUAACAUUACUUUCAAUGGCUGAGUGCAUGAACAAAAAAAAUCAGAACAUUUCUAUCUUCUGAUGUUUGAACCUUGUUUCACCUUCUUCAUAGUGUUUAGCUUUUUUAAUUCCCAAUCUGAAUUUCAGUCCGAGCAUGUUAUGUUUCCUUAAGGUUUGACUGAAAGUUGGGCCGUGUUUUCUGGAUGAGGGAUAUGUCGGGGCAAGUGAAUUUCAAAUCUGUUGACAUGAAGGUUUCUACUGCUUUCGAAUGCUAUUUGUAUUUCCUGUGCACAAAGUGAAUAAACUAGUCUGGAAUAUCUAAUUGAAA
Molecule: messenger RNA, 2008 nt
Organism: Trematomus bernacchii (emerald rockcod)
Lineage: Eukaryota; Metazoa; Chordata; Actinopteri; Perciformes; Nototheniidae
Gene: hnrnph1
Product: heterogeneous nuclear ribonucleoprotein H1
Exons: 11
Coding region: 111-1244 (377 amino acids)
Biological process (GO): regulation of RNA splicing
Cellular component (GO): ribonucleoprotein complex; nucleoplasm
Molecular function (GO): RNA binding
Source: RefSeq, a predicted model, not a curated record